Messenger RNA from Amyelois transitella, 1713 nucleotides. Its product is annotated as venom acid phosphatase Acph-1. Gene Ontology annotation, molecular function: phosphatase activity. The coding region runs from base 144 to 1424 and encodes 426 amino acids. NCBI's taxonomy places the organism in Eukaryota, Metazoa, Arthropoda, Insecta, Lepidoptera, Pyralidae. The record is from RefSeq and is a predicted model, not a curated record. Gene Ontology annotation, biological process: dephosphorylation. The transcript is spliced from 10 exons.
UCAACCCAACAUUACCAUAUUAUCUUUACAAUAGGGUAGGCUGCAUAGAUUUUAUCUAUUAAGUAUAUUCAUAGACAGUCAUCUGAUCUCCUUUGAUUACUCAAGUUGUUUUAUAAUUGAAAAAGUUAUUUAAUUAACUGAUAAUGGUGAAGAAACUAAGCAUAUUUUGCAAAAAGAAAGAGGGCCGCGAGGAUGAGCCCACCAACGCGACGGACGCGGCCGCGUCUUUGCCGACGAUGCCGGGUGGGCGCAUCGAGCACAUCUGCUGCUGCAUCGGCGUGUUGGUGGGCGUCUUGCUUAUCGCCACCCUCAUUGCUGUGAUACUAAUGAAAGACAGCACUGUUGAUAUCACAGCACUGCGUCAAGUUCAUGUGUUGAUGUCACAUGGGGAGCGCACUCCGAACGAGCAAGAGUUGGCGAUGCUUGGGGCUCCACCGCCUGAUCACGUAUUCGCUCCUUACGGCGCCGGCGCCAUGACUAAUGAGGGAAAAAUGCUGACCUUCGAAAUGGGCGCAUUACUUAGGAAAAGAUACGACCAAUUCUUGGGUCCUUAUUACGAAGCUGAUAACAGCAUCGUAAUAGCUUCAGACACGGACUUGAGCAAGAUGACAGCCCUUCUAAUAUCAGCUGGGUUAUGGCCACCCCUAGAACCACAAAUUUGGAACGAGACCAUAAUUUGGCAACCCGUGCCGUACACGUAUCCACAUCCAAGUACCGACUUUUUAUUAUACCACGAGAACUGUCCCCGAUACAACCAAGAGAAGCAGAGGAUUCUAAAGGCUUUCAUAAACGAAGGAUUCCUCACGCCAUACCGGGACCUAUUCCAAAAGAUAGCGCAUAUGACGUCUACCAAUUUCAGCACACCGCAAGAAGCUUAUCAUUUGAAUAAUUUAUUCAUUAUACAGGAUGAUAUAAAAGUGGCGAACCCAAAGUGGUCGAAGUACGUCAAAAGAAGGCUGUUGGAUAUUGCUAGAUUGGAAUAUUCCAUGAUGUUCCACAAUAAUCUGCUACGAAAAUUGAGUGGUGGAGCUCUUCUACAGCAGAUAAUAAAGGAAGCAGUAUCCAUCACGACGGGUGCUCCAACACCGCGUGUGAUCGUUCGGACGGGCACCCCCGUGACUGUGGCGGCGUUACUUGCAGCCUGCGUGGCGCCCCCACCACGUUUACCAGACCCCGGGGCCGCUUUGCUGUUUGAAUUGCACGAAAGAAUGCCUACUGCGCAAGGGAAUAAGGAACAAAACGCCUUGACGGAUGGACAGAGAUUCGGAUUUAAGAUAUACUACUGGGACGAUGAUUCGGCAGAGCCUCGCUUGAUGGAGGUUCCCGGUUGCAACGCGCUAUGUCCUUUGGAAAUCUUCACAGAACUAACUAAACAUAUCGUCACGGAAAAUUACAAGGGAGAUUGCGCACCAGUCCCUACGUAGCUAAUGUUGAAACAGUUGUGUUUGUAAGAUUACGGUUUUGUGAAAAUAAAGUGACACGGGGGAGAAAUUGCAAAAGACAAAUUCUUAGUAGUAGUAACUUUGUAAUCUUUAAACAACUUAAUGAUUCUGAAUUGUGUAUAUUUUCAUCAAUGCACGGCCAUUAUAAGUACGCACCGAUCGUAGUUUUUAUUUUUUUUUAUUAAUAUGAAAACGAAAGAACUCAGGCUGUGCUUAUAAAGGAUUUUAUGAGGAUUUUAUGGUGAAAGAAAUAUAGUUUAAUUCUAUUUAA